Nicotiana attenuata is the source of this 1756-nucleotide messenger RNA. Its product is annotated as GATA transcription factor 8-like. Bases 308 to 1315 code for a protein of 335 amino acids. Gene Ontology annotation, cellular component: nucleus. Gene Ontology annotation, molecular function: sequence-specific DNA binding; zinc ion binding. The transcript has 4 exons. The record is from RefSeq and is a predicted model, not a curated record. NCBI's taxonomy places the organism in Eukaryota, Viridiplantae, Streptophyta, Magnoliopsida, Solanales, Solanaceae. Gene Ontology annotation, biological process: positive regulation of DNA-templated transcription.
AUUAUUUAUUCCUUUAUUCAUUCAUUCAUGCCCCCUCAUAGGAGAGAGUGGUAGGGGCUAUUUCUGUUUUGGGUUUUUGUACAUUUCUAUUUCUUCAGAGUUUUCAUUCACUCUGCUCAGAGACUAGGAAUUCUCUGAGCUUUUCUUGAAAGUAACAAUUUUGGCGGGAAUUUUGUAGAGUUUAAGGGAAUUGAUUCCUAACAAAUUUAGCACACUUUGGAGCUUUUUUUCGCCUGAAAAUUCCAGCCUCUUUAUACAAGGUAUAAAGUUAUAGUUAGCAGAGAGGGAGAAAAAAAAGGAGAGUAAAAUGGGGUCAAAUUUGGUGGAUGAGAUAGAUUGCGGCAGCUUCUUUGACCAAAUUGAUGACUUGAUUGAGUUUCCGUCAGAGAAUGAGUGUGGUGGCUUUAGCUCAACUGAUUGCAAGGAAUUCCCGAGCAUAUGGGAUCAGCCCUCCGACCCCCUUUUCUCCGGCAGCUACAACAAUUCACCUUCCGACCUGUCGGCCGAACUCUCUGUUCCAUAUGAGGAUAUUGUACAACUUGAAUGGCUCUCAACAUUUGUGGAGGAUUCCUUCUCGGCCGGGGGCUUGACCCUUGGGAAAGAAAAUGCUCCCAUCAACAAAGAGACAUCCCACAGCAAAUUCCAGUCUUCGAGUCCUGUCUCUGUGCUCGAGAGCAGCAGCAGCAGCAGCUCCUCCUCUUCCUGCUCAGGCGGCAAAACUAUUCCUCUCAGUCCAUGUCACCGUGGCCCACAACGUGCUAGGAGCAAGCGUCCUCGCCCUGCAACUUUUAAUCCUCGGCCAGCAAUUCAACUUAUCUCUCCAACAUCAGUCUUUAUUGAGAAUCCCCGGCCAUUUGUUGCUCCCGUAACUUCUUCAGAAUCCGGAAACUUUGCACAGUCUCCAAUGAAGAAGAUCCCAAGACCAGCAGCAACAGCAGCAGAGCAGAAGACGAAAAAGAAAAUCAAAUUUACAAUUCCUCUAGCUCCAAUUGAGACAAAUCAGAACUCCAGUGCACACGCAGUUAGAAGAUGCAUGCAUUGCGAGAUAACGAAGACGCCUCAAUGGAGAGCAGGUCCAUUGGGACCGAAAACCCUCUGCAACGCUUGUGGCGUUCGCUACAAGUCAGGAAGGCUCUUCCCUGAGUACCGGCCUGCUGCAAGUCCUACGUUCGUUCCAUCAAUGCAUUCCAAUUCUCACAAGAAGGUCCUUGAAAUGAGAACCAAGGACAUUCCGGAGAACAACGCCACAGCCAGGACUCAAAUCCCAGCAACAAUCACCGAACAGGCGUUCAGCAAAUCCUCAGUGGAGGAGUAGAUGUAAAGGGAAGGGAAAAAGGAAGCAGAGAAUAGCUUUACCUAGUCAUAGUGUUUUUUUGUGUCCUCUCUGCAUUUCUCUUUUCAGUUAAUGUUAUUUGCUUGCUGUUUUUUCAUUGCUUUGUUCAUUGGUUCUUUGUACAGAGAUAUAAUGGGGGGAAAUAGAAAACAAAAUUAGAUGAUCAUAUUUUAGGUGGUAGAGAGAGAGGAAUGAUGAGAAGAGAUGGCACUGAAAGUGGUUAAGAGUGGAGUUUAGGGCUAGAGUAUAGCUUUAGCAUCAUUUUAGGUCCUUUUGAAGUUCAAAAUAGGUGUGGGGUUGGUUUUUGUCUCUUUAUUAGACUCUUGGCCUUAAUUUCUCAUCAUUUAGAUGGGAAUUCUUUUUGUAGUGAGUUUGUUAGUAGGUGAUUCUGAAAUGAGUAGUACUUUGGAUUAUGUUUUCUGA